GUCAUGCCCCGCGGGGCAGCCGAGACGUAGCCUCCCAGCCCGCUCGGACGCUAGAGCGGCAGCAGCAGGCCGAGGAGGCUGAUCAUGGCCGAGAAGAAGCCGCCCGUGGACCUGGGGCUCCUGGAGGAGGAUGACGAGUUCGAGGAGUUCCCGGCGGAAGACUGGGCUGGUUUAGAUGAAGAUGAAGAUGCACAUGUCUGGGAAGACAAUUGGGAUGAUGACAAUGUAGAAGAUGACUUCUCCAAUCAGUUAAGACUCCAGUCUGAGGUUGGAACAGCAUUCCUCUACCACAAUUCACUGACUAUCCCUGAGCUGAACUAGAAAAACAUGGAUACAAGAUGGAGACCUCAUAGUUUUCAGUGAAGAUGGAAUAAUCUAAAAUUGAACUGUAGAUUGAAUUGUUGAAAAAAGACGACAGGCUGGGACAUGAGAUGAUACAUUCAAUCCAUUAUCAGUUUGCAUUGAUUUAUUUUGGUUUUGUAUAAAUAAUAAAAAUUUUAAUCUAAA
Molecule: messenger RNA, 507 nt
Organism: Trachemys scripta elegans
Lineage: Eukaryota; Metazoa; Chordata; Testudines; Emydidae
Gene: SEM1
Product: SEM1 26S proteasome complex subunit
Exons: 4
Coding region: 85-321 (78 amino acids)
Biological process (GO): double-strand break repair via homologous recombination; mRNA export from nucleus; proteasome assembly
Cellular component (GO): proteasome regulatory particle, lid subcomplex; proteasome complex
Source: RefSeq, a predicted model, not a curated record